Rhincodon typus (whale shark) is the source of this 2276-nucleotide messenger RNA. RefSeq lists its product as uncharacterized. Lineage: Eukaryota; Metazoa; Chordata; Chondrichthyes; Orectolobiformes; Rhincodontidae. Bases 309 to 1058 code for a protein of 249 amino acids. The transcript has 6 exons. The record is from RefSeq and is a predicted model, not a curated record. Gene Ontology annotation, biological process: protein ubiquitination. Gene Ontology annotation, molecular function: zinc ion binding; ubiquitin-protein transferase activity.
GUAUAUAUAAAUGUGAAUUUACCUUUUGAGUUCUGUGAUUGGUUUCCUGAUGCCUGUUCCUUUGCUGUGAAUUAUUAACCAGUAUUGGUUGAGCGAUCAGCUUGGAAUCGGGCUUGCUCAUCAUCCGAUUGGAAACUGGCCUGGCAGUCCACUGAUGUUACCAGGCACUGGAUGAAAAGCUGCAGUGAACUGAUUAUAAACCAGUUUCUCCAGGUCAGGUGGAUACCAUAUUAGUGACUUCAGUGUCUCCAUUUGGAAUAGAUGGAAGUAUUAUGAAUUGGACAAAAUGCCUUUGACACCCAGUUACCAUGAAGGCUGAUAACUUACAGGCAACAGAGUGUCAGUUGGACAAUGUGUGUUACAAUUCGCCAAAUGCCAGCUGGUCUGUCAACCUGCUGUCAGAGAAUGUACAGAAGCCACAAUAUGUGAUAGAGGGUUCAGGCAGCGAUGGACAUCUGCCAUCAUCAGUGACCGUGACCAGCAGUAUUUCUAGUGAUAUUCCAAUCUGCAGAAUUUGCCACGAACCCAGUGAUAAAGAGAGCCUUCUCUCGCCAUGCGAGUGUGCUGGGACUCUGGGGACAGUUCAUCGCAGUUGUCUCGAGCAAUGGCUUGCAGCUUCCUGUUCCAAUCACUGUGAAGUAUGUCACUUUGAAUUUGCUUUGGAGAGAAUGCCGAGACCACUGACAGAGUGGCUGAAGGAUCCUGCCCUGCAACAAAAGCGGAGAAUGCUGUGUGGAGACAUUAUCUGUUUUCUUUUCAUUACUCCAUUGGCCAGUUUGUCAGGCUGGCUGUGUGUUCAAGGAACUGUUGACCAUUUUUACUUCAGUAGUAGUGUAGAAGCAGUUGGACUUCUUAUCCUUUCAGCUGUUCUAAUUACAAUCUACCUACUUUGGACUACAGCUUCUUUUCGAUAUCACAUUCGACUGCUCAAAGAAUGGAGACGGACCAACCAGAAUGUGAAACUGCUCAUUCCAAAAUCACAAGUGUUAUUUGGUAACAAACCCAAUCUUCCAGCUCAAAAUUCAAGCAUAAUUGUUUCUAAAGAGACUAUUGUCUAACUUUUGAAAAGAAUUGCCUUGAAUGCGGAGAUGUACUAUGCUGGCAGGAGGGACCAAUCUUCUGAGUUGUUGUAGAAACUAAGAAGGAUGUAUUAUUUAGUAAUGCGAAGAUGGGCAAGAAAUGUAAGCAGUUUACUGUGACUUUUCAAUGAACAAGGCUAGUUCCCAAUCAGCUUGUGGUAUUUGUACUGGGGACUGUUUACUAUUACCUUUCUAAUGGUAGGAAAGGCAAAGAUGAAUGUUUUGAAUUGGUGGAAAACCCAUUGUUCUUUUUCCCUUUCGUGUGAAUCCCUGUUUUACACUCACCAAAAAUAGAUAUGUAAUUCUUUAUAACUUCUGAGAGUUCUCAUGUUAAUUGAUCAAACAGCUUAUGCUGUUUUUUUUUGGGAGUGGGGGCUGGGGGAAAUGUACUUUUCUCCUUGAGAAAACAAAAAUGACCAGGAAGUAGCUGACCCAACAAGCUGAUCUUCAUUCAGAUAUGGAGCUGCUAAAUCCUGUGGCAUGGUGUCUUCUCAAAAGAUUUUGCUGCAACUGGUACCUUCCCUGGCUUAGGCAUCACAUUGGUGAGAAUGGACAGUCAGCAAGCACAAUGCUCCAUUUAGACCCUUACCGUCCAUCCAUAACUAUCUUCAAAGCAUUUAAACAAUUUAUUACAUGUCACACGCUGGAACAGUAAUGAACAAAAAAAAUUGCUUAUAGGUCCAAGAGGAAGUGUGUAUUUUUUCUCUCCUUCGAAAUGAAAACUUUGCUUGUCUGAAUGAACCACAAGCCCAGGGAAAUAGAAAUUUCAAAAUGACAUUUAUGAAUUAUCCAAGGAUUUGUUAACCACAUUAAUCUUUCAUUUUAAUCCUGGUUUCAAAUUCAUGUUGAUGGCAAAACAAGAAUUAUUUUGGGUUCCACUGGCUAUUGCUCUGUAAGUGAUUAAUUAAUUUUUAAAAUGCUGAAGUGAUUCAUAUUGCUCAAUUUUGCAGCUUCUUUAGCCAGGUUCUGGAUGGUGAACCUUGUCAGGAACAUGACCACUUUAGCCACAGUAGCUUUGCAAUCACGCAUGGUGACAAAGGAACACCCAAUAGGCAUGUAAAUAAUUUGCAUUUUAUUGCCAUUAAAAUAAAUAUUGACAUUCAAAGUGGUUUAAGACUAAAAAUAGUGUGAAAGUGGAUUGUUUUUUGUAUAUGUGAAUGAUAACUUGAAAAUAAAUGUCAAAAUAGCCAUGGAAAA